Molecule: messenger RNA, 2166 nt
Organism: Toxorhynchites rutilus septentrionalis
Lineage: Eukaryota; Metazoa; Arthropoda; Insecta; Diptera; Culicidae
Product: phenoloxidase-activating factor 1-like
Exons: 5
Coding region: 158-2107 (649 amino acids)
Biological process (GO): proteolysis
Molecular function (GO): serine-type endopeptidase activity
Source: RefSeq, a predicted model, not a curated record
GCAUAAUAAUUCCGACACCGGCGGAACCGGUUGGAUGGCUUUAUUUGUUUGCUAAAUAGCCGCCACUUAACUGAUGCGCGGACAAAAUAGCCGCAUCAGUUCUUGAGCGUUCUUUGACGCCGUAAGACGCAGUUUUGCGGAACAGAUAAAGAGUGAAAUGAUUCAGGGAAAAGUUGUGCUGCUUUUGGUUGCGCUGUUGGGUUGCGCGUUCGGUGCGGAAGUGUUCCAAAAUGCGCGCUUCCAGUGCGGCAUUCCGAAGCACGCCACCACGCUGUUGAUCGUGAACGGAGUGGACGCCAAGAUCAGCGAUUGGCCAUGGCACGCGGCGAUCCGGUUGCACUCGGGGCCUGGCAGCAGUCCGGAGUAUGUCUGCGGUGGAACGUUGGUAAGCGAGCGGUUCGUGGUGACUGCGGCUCACUGCACCAUCGGAGAAAAUCCCAACAAACUACCAAAGAUGUCGGUUCAGCUGGGCGUGAAUGCGGUCGGUUCCCCGGAAGGGAAGGUUUACAAUGUUGAGAAGAUCCACCGGCAUAGUGGAUUCUCAUUGGAUAACUUGAGGGAUGAUAUUGCGCUACUCGAGUUGGACAGUCCCGUCGAGUUCACUGAUUUUGUUUUGCCGAUUUGUCUCAGCGAGAAGACGAAGAUGGAACCGGGGAAGUUGGGAGCGAUCGUUGGGUGGGGAUUCACCGAAAAUGAUAUUCCCUCGACGAGGUUGAAGCUCGCGAAGCUUCCGGUAGUCGAUGAGCUUGAUUGUAAGCGUAAGGAGCCCGAACUGUACGGGCGAGUGUUGACCAAUAAGGUGUUCUGCGCGGGAUACACCAAUGGAACAACCGCUUGCAAUGGCGACAGUGGCGGCGGAAUUGUUUUCGAACGAGGUGACGCCUGGUAUUUGGGCGGAAUUCUUUCCUUUACCAGAAGCAGGGAUGGUUCACAGCUCUGCCUGACGACGACAUACACUGUCUUCACCGACGUCACUCGCUAUCUGGAUUGGAUCGGGAAAAUCACAAACACCGAUUUCAGCGAAGAAUAUGGCAUCGAAAAGACGGUCCCCUGCUCGACACCGUCGCAACCAAACGGCGUUUGCGUACCAAUCCAACAGUGCAGAAACAUCUUCGAUACCAUCCGAACGCCUCAGCUUUCGGAAGCCAGCAAGAACAACUUGCGACAAUCCGUGUGUCAGCUGCGAGGAAUUCGUCGGAGCGUUUGCUGCCAACCGGACCAAGUGGAGCGAAUUGCGAUCCAUCGGAACGCGCUCCUGUUGCCCCUGGAGUGUGGUGUUGCGAAGAGAAGUGAACCUACCAGGACUGCUGUCCGCGCGGGAGUUUUCGAGUUCCCGUGGAUGGCUCUAAUUCGUUCCAGUAGAGCUACUCCCGAAAAGGAUCCAUACUGCACGGGAUCGCUAAUAAACAACCGAUACGUACUCUCCUCUGCCGGCUGCCUGAAAGCUAGAGAGCACAAAGAUUUAGAUUUCGUACGCUUGGGAGAGCACACCAUUCAUCAAGCCAGAGAUUGUACUACCUUCACGGAUCCUAGAACGCGUAACACAGUGGAAGAGUGCGCUGCCGCCCCGCUUGAUGUGAAGGCAGUAUUGCCAUUCGUGAUCCACCCACAGCAUAACAAACCCUUCCGAGGUAACGAUUUUGCGUUGGUUCGCAUGGAGCAGAAGGUUCAAUUCACGGACAACAUUCAACCGGUUUGCUUGCCCGUCCGGGAGGACCUUAGAAACACACUCCCCACCGAGUUCCUUCUCACCACCUUCGAGACCACCGAGAACCAGGGCCAGGGCUCGGUUCAGGAGCUGUACAAAACCCGAUCGGUUUUCACCGAUGUGGAGGAGUGCGAGGAACGCUUCGAGGACUACGGCUACACUCCAUGGGUCACCGAUAAAAUGUUCUGCUCGCUGGCCCAGGGACCCAACUUUAUCUGCACGCCACAUCUGGGCGCUCCGUUGGUUUCGAUGGUCCGCCAGGGCGAUCAGUUGCGAGCGGUGCAGUACGGCAUAUCGAUGAUGAUACCGAGCAAUUGCACGAUCGCACGAACCAUUCCGAAGGUUUACCUACGCGUCCCGCUGUACGUUGAUUGGAUUCUGGAAAAUAUUGUCCCCUAAAGCAGGAGGGGUUUAUUGUGGUAUUCGCUAGAAAUAAAUCAUCCUCCUAAAUGUCUAAA